AUGAAGUUGAUCAACAUCUUUGCCGCUGCCGCCUUGUGGCAAUCGGCUUUCGGUUUCAACUUUAUCGACAUGGAACAAAAGCGGAAGAGUCUGCAACUAUCAUCUACAUUGAAGGACGGUGAUUCAAGAAGAGAAUUCUUCGGCAAGGCUGGAGCUGCAGCUUUCUCCCUUUCCUCUGGACUUAGUCUUGAAGUAUUGGCUCCCCUCCCUGCCAACGCUGUUGGAGGAUUGGACAAGGUUAAUGCUCAACUCAAGGCUUAUGGUCUUCCACUUACAUCAAAGCCACCAAGUGGUCUUAACCCCCUUCUUGAGGUCUACGGAAAGGGAAAGAACCGUUUCCCUCUUCUCGUUUUGAUGAAUCACCCCAUCACCUGGGUUGUCACUCUUCCCAGUAACGAUGUCAAUGGUGAAGAUGGUACCAUCCAAGCUGGUGAAUACGCCAAGGGAGACACUGCUACUUUCUUUGUUUACGAAGAACCAGGGCACGUUAAUAACUUUGCCAGCGCUGGCAAGGACUUGUAUGAAAAGGCUAUUAUCAAGUCCAUUUCGCAAAAGGGAAACAACAUCUACCAAGACUUCAAGAUCACAAAGGUUGUCCCACAAGAUCCCAACGACUACGGUGGCAAGGAAUACGUCAUCUGUGACUUUAGAUACACUCUCUUGACAGGUGCUGGUUUCGAAGUCGACCGAAGAGGUGUUGCUUCUCUCACCAGUGAAGGAAGUGCUGUUGAAGUCUUGUGGACCGCCAGUACCCGAGAACGCUAUAAGAAGACCGAGCCUACUCUUAGAGAUAUUGCCGCCAGUUUCCGCGUCUAUGCCGAUGGCCUAAACUUUUCCAGUGAUCUGAAAAACUACGACUCAGUGGUCUAA
Messenger RNA from Cylindrotheca closterium, 870 nucleotides. NCBI's taxonomy places the organism in Eukaryota, Bacillariophyta, Bacillariophyceae, Bacillariales, Bacillariaceae. The record is from the annotation of a GenBank genome assembly.